AUGCUUCCGUCCACCAAAAUUGCUGUUAUAUCGCUAUUGGAGCGCCAGGCCUUUAUCUCGGCAGUAGGGCCGCUGUUCGACGCGGCAAGAAUGAAGAGCUUAAAAAUCGCAGUUUCUGGAGGAUCGAUCCUUCCAAUCUUGGCAGAAUUUUUCCAAAGUCUGCCAGGCUCAUCUAACGAAAAGACCCUGUUAUCUGUUGCGAUGGCUGAUGAGCGAAUCGCCAUACCUUUUGAUGAGUGUGCUGGUCAAAUUAAUGGCUUACAAGCAAAAAAGCUGUUCCCCAGCUCAAUUGCAAUCAUCCAAGUUCCCCAGUCGUCGCCUGCCUUGAAAGAUAUCUCCAUAAUUGCGCAAGCUUAUGACCAUCUGGUUUGUGAACAGUUGGGAAAUAAUUCGUUUGAUUUCAUAUUUCUUGGAGUAGGUCCCGAUGGGCAUUGCGCAUCGCUCUUUCCAGAGGCCUCUGAUAUGGGUCAAUUUUCGCCCUGCGCAUUUAUCCCUGUCUUUAAUUCUCCAAAGCCACCGCCCAACCGAAUUUCUUUAUCCAUUUCAGCGAUUGCAAGUGCUGAAUAUGUAAUAUUUAUUGUUCCCCAUUCUACCGAAAAAGAAGCAUUUGUUUGUCAGUUGGAAAAGCUGUUAUCCGAUCCUAUAAGCGGAAUACCAGCUCCAUUUCCGGCCAUUAGAGUCACGCAGCAACGAUCUGCUUUGGGGAAAAAAACACUCUGGAUUUUGGAUUCUAAAUUCUCUAAAUUCAUUCAUUCCUCUUGA
This is a messenger RNA of Mitosporidium daphniae, 762 nucleotides long. RefSeq lists its product as uncharacterized. Lineage: Eukaryota; Fungi; Microsporidia. The record is from RefSeq and is a predicted model, not a curated record. Bases 1 to 762 code for a protein of 253 amino acids. Gene Ontology annotation, biological process: carbohydrate metabolic process. The transcript has a single exon.